AUGGCGUCCCGGUGCGACAAGCCUGGUUGCGCCUGCGGCUCUCUCGUUCUCGACGCCUAUACCCCCGGCCGCCUGCCUCCCAUGGUCGUUGAGCCUCCCACAGCCUCAUCGUCGCGGCCCCGCCGCCGCGUCCAGGUCGGCAUGUACGGCGAGCUCACAUGGGUUGAGGAGAAACCUCGUAGCAGCGAUCGCAAACGAUCGCCCAAGACGCCUUCAUCUGCUUCGCCUGUCGUCCGCAACCACAGCUCGCCUCGCUUGCCGUCGAUCACAGAGGAAGCUCAGCGACCUCCGCGCACCACCAGCCUGCUUGGUAUCGGUGCGCCUCGUCCACAGCACAGCCGCCGUGUCGUCUCGGAGCCGCGCUACCACCACGGCCACAGUCACGGACACGGACAUGGUCACGGACACGGUCACGACCAUGCCGCUCACCACCUAGGCCACCGUCGCGGCCUCGCUCCCCCCGAGCUAGCCAUUGCGUGGGACGAGUCGUCUCCAAGCUCCGCACGCAGCUCGGGCCAGGGAUCUGCAUACACGGACCACAGCGGCUACGACUAUGACACGUACCCCGACAGCUAUGACGAGCACACUCCUCCUCUGUCCGCGUCCGACUCGCCCCGCACCCCCGGCACGCCCGAGGAGCUGCUGCUGUCGCCGCCCGACUCGCUGCACAGCUCGCCGCACGGGUCGCCCAACGGUUCUCCCAACGGCUCCCUCCACCGUGCCCCGGCGUGGACCUCGCAUGCAAAGGCGGGCUACGUCUAG
Molecule: messenger RNA, 762 nt
Organism: Apiotrichum porosum
Lineage: Eukaryota; Fungi; Basidiomycota; Tremellomycetes; Trichosporonales; Trichosporonaceae
Exons: 3
Coding region: 1-762 (253 amino acids)
Source: RefSeq, a predicted model, not a curated record